AUGAGACUGGGGGUAUUAUUCUUUUUAAUUUCGGUGGUGGUCUCGCUGCCAUUUUUCGAUGGCUGGCCACAAUUCAAUCUACUCAGCACGCAGCACAGCUCAACCGCAAAAACGGACGCUCUCGGACUCUACUCUCUUCACAAGAGACUGGUAAGAAUAAAUAGUGUCAGUUUCCAGGAACAGGAUGCUUCUGAAUACAUCGCCGAGUAUCUCAAGAGUCUGGGACUCACCGUCGAAACCAUAAGCUCCCAAGGACGCAACAAUGUCUACGCUUAUCUGGGAAAAACGAGAGAUACUAAAGUGUUGCUCACCUCCCAUAUCGAUACGGUGCCUCCGUAUAUUGCUUACUACGACGACGGAGACAAAAUAUACGGCCGCGGCUCGUGCGAUGCGAAGGGCUCGGUGGCUGCUCAAAUCACCGCAUUCACAGAGCUGUACGAGCAGAAUAAAGUGCAGGAAGGCGACGUUGCACUGCUUUUCGUUGUUGGAGAGGAGACUGGCGGAGAUGGCAUGUUGACUGUGGACAAGGAAAUUGACGCUAGUUGGGAGAUGGUUGUGUUUGGCGAGCCAACAGAAAACAAGCUCGCAGUUGGCCAUAAAGGUGUCUACUACUUCAAAAUUCAGGUUCACGGGCUUUCUUCCCACUCCGGUUAUCCAGAGCUAGGCAAAGACGCAAACAACGAGCUUAUUAAGAUAAUGUAUGAGAUCUCCACCACAGAGUGGCCCUCUGACGAGCUUCUGGGUCCUACGACCGUCAACAUCGGACUGAUAAACGCAGGAACAGCAGCAAACGUGGUCUCUCCAAUUGCCGAAUGCGAGGUCCUCAUGAGAGUCAGCGUGAAGUCUGACGAGAUCCAGAAGAUUGCCGACGACAUCCUGGAAAAAUACCAAGAUGUUGAGGUGACAGUCAUCCAAAAGGCAGACCCUACUUACCUUGACUACGACGUGCCUGGGUUCGACACCAUGCUGGCCGCCUAUUUCACGGACGUGCCUAAUCUUACACAGCGUGGAUUCAAAAGGUACCUGUACGGGCCAGGCUCCAUUCUAGUUGCCCACGGAGACAACGAGUACGUUACUCACGAGAGCUUGGAGGACGCUGUCGAGGGAUACAAAAGACUUGUCGCGUAUGGACUUAAAUGA
Molecule: messenger RNA, 1140 nt
Organism: Ogataea angusta
Lineage: Eukaryota; Fungi; Ascomycota; Pichiomycetes; Pichiales; Pichiaceae
Exons: 1
Coding region: 1-1140 (379 amino acids)
Molecular function (GO): hydrolase activity
Source: RefSeq, a predicted model, not a curated record